This is a messenger RNA of Fusarium poae, 621 nucleotides long. RefSeq lists its product as uncharacterized. The transcript is spliced from 2 exons. The coding region runs from base 1 to 621 and encodes 206 amino acids. Gene Ontology annotation, molecular function: phosphatidylinositol binding. The record is from RefSeq and is a predicted model, not a curated record. Lineage: Eukaryota; Fungi; Ascomycota; Sordariomycetes; Hypocreales; Nectriaceae.
AUGGGUCUAUUCAAAACAUCGGAAUUUGUCGCAGAGUGCGAAAAGAGUGCCAAAAUUCUGCAAGCCUUUGUCGACAAGGGAAAGAUACCCUCAGAUGUCAUUAAAAACUCGAAAGGCAUCGCAAUAUUCACGGGCUUCCGGGCAGGCAUGUACUUUGCCGGCGCAGGCGGAUCAGGCGUCGUGAUUGCCCGACUGCCAGACGGUACAUGGUCUCCCCCCUCUGCAUUUUCUGUUCGCAGUGGCAGCGUUGGUCUUGUCUAUGGCAUCGACGUCUACGAUUGCAUAUGCGUUCUCAACACUGCCGAAGCUGUUGAUGCAUAUAGAAAAUCCGAGGUCAGCCUUGGUGGUGCAGUUGCACUUGCUGCAGGACCUCUGGGAGGAAAUGUCAAUGUCGGUGAAGUGAAACCUGUCUGGACAUACACAAAGUCGCGUGGUGUUUAUGGUGGCUUGACCGUUGAUGGGACUGUUAUCAAGGAGAAGAAAGAUGUGAAUGCUGAAUUCUAUGGACGUGAGGUCUCCUCGGCUCAGAUCCUUGAUGGUCAGGUGGAAACUGGGUGGUCUCAGAAUAUUCAGGGGCUUCUUGAAGUUGUCAAGGCUGCCGAAGGAAAGGGCACAGAGUAA